Pseudonaja textilis is the source of this 2847-nucleotide messenger RNA. The record is from RefSeq and is a predicted model, not a curated record. Lineage: Eukaryota; Metazoa; Chordata; Lepidosauria; Squamata; Elapidae.
AAGUCAAAUGUUUGUCAUAGGGUAAUUAAAAAUUAAUCUCAAAAAAAGAAAUGGUGGACCAAAUGCAAUAGAUGAUGAAAAUAUUAGUGUCAGUUACAGCUAGCAUUCAGGAACAAAAUAACUGCUUCCUCUGAGAUAAUUAAAAGCCAUUUAGUUUUCAGUCUAUUUUGUGACAUGAGUGAAGUCCACAAGCUUCUGACCAGCCAGAAAGUAGAAUUAAAAAUUACAGUUUUUGUAUUAGCAGAAAUGGAACAUAAUUUAGGGUGGUUUGUUAUAUUACAGACAGUCAACUAAAUUCUAUCUAGAGUUGUAAGGGAGCAACACUUCAGAAAGAGAGCCCUCUUAAAUAGAAGAAAAUUAUUUUCGUUUGAAUGUUGGCUUUAUUCUAUGAAUCCUUUUUCCAAAAAGGUUGCCAGGCGUAGUACAAUGCAAUCUAUGAUUACACCAUAAUUAAACAGAAUGCCUUUUCUGUAUAUAAGUGAACUUUGAAAAAAAAUUUAAUUGAAAGGGAUUAUUUUUGCAAAGUGGGAUAGAUUCAGAAAAGAAUCCUCUUGAAAGAAUUUGUACUUAAUUGUGUUAUUUAUUUAUUCAAAUUUUUGCCAAUACAUUUGAGCUAGAAAAAAUAGUUGGAGCUAUGGUUACCUCCAAGUUUUCUUCUGCUAUAAUAGCAGUUUCCUUUUUUAAUGCAGUCAGAAGAGCUAAAAUGUUAUCCCAUUCAGAAUUAAUUUUUCUAAAAAAUUUGGAGAAAAUUUUAAGUAUUGUGUGCAUUACAAUACCCCCUUUCUUUCUUUUUCAAUUUUCUUAUCAACUUUGUUUCUGCAAAGCAUGGUGUUAAUUAAGUAACUAAUCUUCAUAGAGCAAAUUUGAGCAUCUGAUAAUGGCUGGGAUCUUUAUCCUUAGCAAAUGCUACAAAUUGUCCUAGCACUCCUGAUGCAUAGCCCAACUGGAAUGUUUGGGAAUGAUCCUGAGAGCUGUCUUUCUCUUCUGUCAGAGAGACAGUGUUUAUGCACAAUGGAUAAAGCCCCCUUGUGGUUCAAGAACAUGUUUACCAGAAAGGAGACAGAAGAAAGCAAAUCGAUUAUGCAGAAAAAUUCAUGUGCUGAGAAUAAAACAUCCUGUUAUGGCAGCAUUAAUGGAGCAGAUGCUUCUGAGGUGUCUUGUGUUCCUUGUGGUAACCAUACCAGUCGAGGUUUUGUCACUUGUCCUACUUGCCAAGGCACUGGAAGAAUCCCCAGAGAGCAGGAGCAACAGUUAGUGGCCCUCAUUCCAUAUGGAGAUCAGCGGCUAAAGCCUAGACGGACGAAGCUGUAUGUAUUUCUCACAGUAGCCAUUUGCCUGCUGACAACUUGUCUCAUGAUGUACUUCCUGUUCCCACGUUCAAUUGCGGUGGUCCCCUCGGGUCUCAAUGCCUCCACCAUCUCUUUUGACAAUUCUACUUCCAGCAUCAUCCUGAAUAUGACUAACAUAUUAAAUGUGACAAACAACAAUUUUUAUCCUGUGUAUGUGGCUCAGCUUGACAUUGAAGUCUUUCAUAAAACAGUGGUGAUCGGGAAAAAAAUGGUGAUGACUCAGUUGGAUAUCAGGCCUUUGCAGAGUGCCCAGAUCCUUUACAGUGUUUCUACUACAAUCAUAGAUACCAACACUUACAAAAUUUGUACAUGGAUGAAAAUAAAAGUUCACAAUGUUCUUCUGCAUAUACAAGGUACCUUGACUUGUUCCUAUCUCUCUCAUUCGGAGCAACUCUCCUUUGAAAAUUAUCAGUAUGUGGAUUGCAGAGACAGUGUCCUACUGUCUUGAUUCUAAAGUCUCUCAUGGCUACAGUAGUCCUGGAGGAACUUAUUUUGCCUGUCUUCAAUGCCCUUCAGAGAAAUUGCAGUAGCCUGCUUUUAAUGCCUCUGGGGACUUGUAGUGUGGGAAGAAACUGAAGUUUUGAUUUUAUGAACAGGAAGAUGGCUAUGGUAACACAUUCCUUUUAAGGUAGCAUAUAAUGAUGCUAAUGGACCAGCAAUAUUCUAAAAGAAUGGCAGAAUGGCACCCGAAUGCAGAAAAUGGAAUGCAAGAACAUGUGAACAUGAGACAGUUAUACUUCAUAUUGGAAUUUCAAUGGAUUUAUAGGCUGCAUGGAUCACAAAGUGGCUGCUGAAUUUGCCCUGGUACGUUUAUUUCUUUUGGAAAUUACUCCCUGGAACUGGGAUUUCUAAACAAUGAAACUUACCAAUGCAGAGUUUAUGGAGGGCUGGGAGCUGAUCUGAUGCAUUUUCAUUUUCCAAGAACUAUCUUCUCCCAUACCAAUAAGAGGAGGAAAACCUGAACUUUUUGAAGGAGGCACUACCACUGAAUUAAGGUUGUACUUCUUCUCCCACUUGAUUUUCCCAUGUCCGUUAGUUCAGCUCUUUUAGAAGGGGGGGGGGGCUGGCUCACAAAGUCAAAAUUAUUGCUCUGUUCAAAUGCUAACUUUUCUAAAUCUAUUUUUACUGUAGCAUUAUUUUCUUGGAUUCUUUUUAAUUUUAUUAACUUUUUAAAAGCAUAGAAUGCAAAAAAAAAAAAAAACCAAAGAAAAAUUUAAAAGGUUUACUCACUAUUGGAGCUGAGAGGCGAGUAAAUUCUGAAAAUAUUUUCUCUUGGACCAGUACCACAGUUCACAUACAAAAAAAUGACCUAUAAAAAAAUGAGUAUGCCUUGAUAGAAUUUCUGGCCUUUAAAAUUAGGUAGUUUUGAAGCAAAUAUGCAAUGCUGCCUGGUGAUAAUAUAUAGUAGAAAAGACUGGUGGAUAAGAAAAAUUGGUCACUGGAAAAGGCAAUUAUUUACACAUCUUUUUAAAUAAAUACUUGUGCAAUACUUCCUAAA